GGGGCCUAAAUGCCGUGUGAAGGCGGCAACAUGGAGGCUGCAGGGAGUGAGGACAACUUAGCUCAGAGAUGAAGCACCUCGUCUGUGAAUUACUCUUGGGAUGAAGAGGAGCUCUAUGGAGGGUGCAGGAAAAAACCUUCUAUUAAGCAAUUUCUAGUUAGGCUCCACCUAUGCAAGUCUGUGGUUGAGCUGAACUACUACGUGUAUUCAAGACCUGGACUGUGCUGUAAGGACAGAUUGUAAACUCAGCAAAUCACUGGAAUAGCAAUGAUACCAAGGCUGGAAUUAGUACUAUGGGAAGUUUAGUUCUCUCGCUCUCUCUCUCUCUCUCACUGUCUCGCUUUUGCUCUUUUUUAAACUAUGACUAAUAUCCGUGAUGAAAGGUCAAGCAGGUUGUCAUGACAACCCCCACCUCUUUUGAGGGGGAUCACUCGGUUCCUAAAUUCUUUGUUUCUUCCGAUGAGGAUGAAAUUGACAAUCUGGAAUCAAACAUGAAGGCAGAAGACCUUGACCUUUACGAUGAUGAAAAUGAUUCAGACUCGCCUCCUGAGCGACAGAUCCUGGUGGGGAUUUGUGCAAUGGCGAAGAAAUCAAAAUCAAAACCGAUGACUCAGAUCCUAGAACGUCUGUGUAAAUUUGAGUACAUCAGUGUUGUGAUUAUUAAUGAGGAUGUCAUUCUGAAUGAAUCAGUGGAGAACUGGCCAGUCUGUGACUGUUUGAUCUCUUUCCACUCCAAAGGUUUUCCACUGGAUAAGGCAGUGGCUUACGCAAAACUCAGGAAUCCCGUUCUCAUUAAUGACUUGAAUAUGCAGUAUUAUAUACAAGACAGGAGAGAAGUCUAUCGAAUUUUGCAGGAAGAAGGAAUAGAUCUUCCUCGUUAUGCAGUGUUAAAUCGUGAUCCAGACCGACCUGAUGAGUGUAACUUGGUGGAAGGUGAUGAUCAUGUAGAAGUGAAUGGAGAAAUCUUCCAGAAGCCCUUUGUUGAAAAACCUGUGAGUGCUGAAGACCAUAAUGUGUACAUUUACUACCCUGUGUCGGCUGGUGGAGGGAGCCAGAGGCUUUUCCGUAAGAUUGGGAGUCGGAGCAGUGUGUACUCUCCUGAAAGUACAGUGCGUAAGACUGGUUCAUACAUCUAUGAAGAAUUCAUGCCAACAGAUGGGACAGAUGUAAAGGUAUACACAGUUGGUCCUGACUAUGCUCAUGCCGAGGCUCGCAAAUCUCCAGCCCUGGACGGGAAAGUGGAACGGGACAGUGAAGGAAAAGAGAUUCGUUAUCCUGUGAUGUUGACAGCUAUGGAAAAGCUUGUUGCCAGAAAAGUGUGUGUAGCUUUUAAGCAAACAGUCUGUGGUUUUGAUCUGCUGCGUGCCAAUGGACAUUCCUAUGUUUGUGAUGUCAAUGGAUUCAGCUUUGUGAAAAAUUCCAUGAAAUAUUAUGACGACUGUGCAAAAAUACUCGGUAAUAUAAUCAUGCGGGAGCUCGCCCCACAACUGCAGAUACCAUGGUCCAUACCCACAGAGGCCGAAGAUAUCCCCAUUGUCCCAACUACCUCGGGCACCAUGAUGGAGCUGCGUUGUGUAAUAGCUGUCAUUCGCCAUGGUGACCGAACCCCCAAGCAGAAGAUGAAGAUGGAAGUCAUGCACCCAAGAUUCUUUGACUUGUUUGAGAAAUAUGAUGGAUAUAAGACAGGAAAGCUGAAACUCAAGAAACCAAAACAGCUUCAGGAAGUGCUAGACAUUAGUCGUGAGCUGUUGGCUGAACUGGGGCAGCAUAAUGACUGUGAAAUUGAAGAGAAGAAAUCCAAGCUGGAACAGCUGAAGACCGUGCUGGAGAUGUAUGGUCAUUUCUCUGGUAUAAACAGGAAAGUACAAAUGACCUAUUUGCCACAUGGACAACCCAAAACCUCCAGUGAAGAAGAAGAUUCAAGAAGGGAGGAUCCAUCCUUGCUUCUAGUGCUGAAAUGGGGAGGAGAGCUAACUCCAGCAGGGAGAGUACAAGCUGAAGAACUUGGAAGAGCGUUUAGGUGCAUGUACCCUGGAGGACAAGAUGAUAGCAGCAAAGGUUUGAGCUGUGAUUCUCCCAUUGACUGUGGUGAUUAUGCUGGCUUUCCUGGUUGUGGGCUGCUACGUUUGCAUAGCACCUACAGACAUGACCUGAAGAUCUAUGCCUCUGAUGAGGGCAGAGUACAGAUGACUGCAGCAGCUUUUGCCAAGGGACUCCUGGCACUGGAAGGAGAGUUGACUCCAAUUCUGGUGCAGAUGGUGAAAAGUGCCAACAUGAAUGGUCUUCUGGACAGCAACAGCAACUCACUGAGUAGCUGUCAACAACGUGUCAAAGCACGGCUUCAUGAGAUCAUGCAGAAGGACCAGAUGUUCAUGGAGGAGGACUACAAAAAGCUGGCUCCCACUGGCAGUGCUUCUCUCAUUAACUCCAUGAAAUUAAUUCAAAACCCUGUCACCACUUGUGAUCGGGUUUACUCCUUGGUUCAGAGCUUGACCUCACAGAUUAAGAAGCGGUUAGAAGACCCCAAGUCAGCAGACCUUCAGCUGUACCACAGUGAGACCCUGGAGCUAAUGUUGCAACGCUGGUUAAAACUGGAGAAAGAUUUCAGGAUGAAGAGUGGCCGCUAUGACAUCAGUAAAAUCCCAGAUAUCUACGAUUGCAUCAAAUAUGAUGUGCAACACAACAGCGCUUUAAAGCUUGAGGACACCUUGGAACUCUUCAAGCUCUCCAAGGCCCUUGCAGAUAUCAUUAUCCCUCAGGAAUAUGGCAUCAAUAAGGAAGAGAAGCUGGAUAUUGCCUAUGGAUACUGCCUUCCAUUGAUCAAGAAGAUGCAGUUGGAUUUACAAAGGACACAUGAAGAUGAAUCUGUCAAUAAACUGCACCCACUCUAUUCCAGGGGGGUGAUGUCUCCUGGACGCCACGUUCGAACUCGGUUAUAUUUUACGAGCGAGAGCCAUGUUCAUUCUUUGCUCAGCUUAUUUCGUUACGGGGGUCUCUUAGGAGAGCUAAACGACCAGCAGUGGAAGAGGGCCAUGGACUAUCUUGGGGCAGUCUCAGAACUGAAUUACAUGACUCAGAUUGUUAUCAUGCUUUACGAGGAUAACAAUAAGGACCCUUCAUCUGAAGAGCGAUUUCAUGUAGAGCUUCAUUUUAGUCCAGGGGCUAAAGGCUGUGAUGAAGAUGAAAAUGCCCCUACGGGAUCUGGCUUUCGUCCUGCAUCGGCUGAGAAUGACGGUGGCUCCAAAACUGACCAGGGCAGCAUGGAGGAUCUCUCAGAGAAUCGAGGGAAUGAUGAUGUGGAUGGAUUUCUUCCAGCCUUGCCUCAGCCAGCCGAUCCCUUUUAUGCCCAAAGGAAGUCUGCCCUGACCAAGGCCCGGAAAAUGGGCUCCAUGGAGGUACUUUCGGAAAGUUCCACCAAGUACACUGGAUACCGGCUCUUGGUCCCACCAUAUUCCAGGCAGAUGUCUGAUGUGAAACAGAGUGGACUGGGUUCCCAGUGUGCUGGUUUGUUCAGUACUACAGUACUUGGUGGCUCCUCUAGUGCCCCUAAUCUCCAAGACUACGCCCGCUCGCACCGCAGAAAAAGUGGCUCCAGUUACUUUUCUCUGAAGGAUGAAAUGUUAUCUAUGCCAGCCGUUAAAAGAUUUUCUGUCUCGUUUGCAAAGCAUCCGACUAAUGGUUUUGAAGGCUGCUCUAUGGUUCCUUCAAUUUAUCCUCUUGAAACGCUCCACAAUUCCCUCUCCUUGAAGCAGGUGAAUGAAUUCCUUACGUCUAUCUCUGAAAUUUGCAGAGAAUCUCAUGAGAGAGCAUCAAAAGAGUUUUCAGCGAUGUUUGAGACCAUGGGAAGUAACCAGGCCACCGUGGAUGCAUAUAUCCCACAACAGGUUCUGCCCUCCUCAGUUGCCUCCCUCUCAAUACGUUCUCGCACAGAGAAACCUCCAUGGUAUAGCAGCGGUCCUUCUAGCACUGUGUCAAGUGCUGGCCCAUCUUCACCCAAUACCUCGGACAACUCGCCCCGCUUCAGCUUCAGUGAGAAGUCGUCGCUCACGCCACAGAGCAGCGAAGAACAGCAGCAGCCUGCCCACCCGCCAACUCUGAGCCAGUCUGCCGGGCACAGUCACAAGGAUCCACAGCUGAACAGCCAGGCACAGCAAGUGGCUCAAAGUCAGCAGCCAUACCAGAAUCACAGCGGUCCCCAGGCAUCGACCAGUUUGACUGGGCAGGGACAGCAGGCAGCAGAAGAUCUGGUAGAAACCUAACACCACAGACCAUGAGGCCCACUCCUGAACUUUUCUUAUUAAAGAGAUUGAUGCUGUACUGUUUAUACCUCCGGGGCAUAGGCCUGAGGUCAGUCCAGUAAGUUACUGCAGCACUGUAGGAGCUAGACAUCUCAUAUUCGUACUGGUGGUCUGGUAUCACCUUGCAAAAUUGAACCCCACCCCCCCCACCUGCAAAGUGAUUGGUCAAGUUGGGUAUCAGUACCUCCCAUGUGAUGUAUUUGUAUACUGUACGCAUCUUACUCCUAUUACUGUACAGAAAACCAGCUAUUUCUUUUUCCAUGCAGUUUGUAAAUUUUACAAGGUUAUUUAAUGAUGGUCUUUUGUAAAUAUGGAAAUAUAUUUCUCAUGGACAUGGCUGGGAUUUUGGAUUCCAAUCUCCUGUUCUUCCCUAUAUCUUCACAACAUUGUCAUUGCUCCCAGUGAAGCAGAGAGGGAAUAUGAUCUUUAGUAUUUGAGUUCCUAUUAGGUGAGAUAUAAAGAAGUAACUGUCUUCAACGUCCUAUGAGCUGUUGACUGGACUGAUUCUCAGUUUUGUCUCACUCCUGAUAGACAGAAUGAUCUUGGCCAGGCAGGUGCUGGGAGAGUCUCUUCUUCACAUGUAGCAUGGAGCAUCAUUGGUGAAGCAACUUUCAAGAUGUGAUCAAGGAGGAGUCAUUUCAGGAGUUGACGCUCUAAAACCCUCAUCCCUGGUUGUAGAGGUUCAACUUCAGUGGUCAUAAGCUGGAGAAGCAGAGUAUUAAGCCAAAGAUUCCUUGAAUGCUGAAAAUGGUCCAUUUAUUUGGUAAGGAUCAGAUAAACUUUGUUAGCUUCCAAGUUUGUGUAAUCUGCCUUCUCACAGACUAUCUACUUGGAGGUCUGGUGAGAAGAGUUCUGUUGGGAAACACAAGUCCCACACAAUGUGCCCCAGCUAACUAGUAAGAAAAUAGAAAAUCCAGUCGGCUUGUUUUUUUUUAUCAAAACUGGUGUCAGCAACUCAUGAGGCUUUACAGUUUCAGGAGUAGAGCUAUGUCUCUGAAUAAUAAGUCAAUUUUCCUUGUAAAUUUAAAUAUCUUAAUAGAUGAGCUGUGUGUUUUCUUUGAGGUGGAUGUCCAUGUUUAUAAGUGCCUCGUGUCAGUUCAUCUGUAGUUCAAUUUUGACUCAGCUGGUAGCAACUUCCCUUCUGCACCACAAGUUGUCAGUUCAACUCCCACUCAGAGGUUUGAGAGUAAGGGUUUUGGCAGACAGUGGCAGUUCAAGUCUGAACUCUCACAGGUGAAUAGAGAUAACAACAUCAGAUUGAACUCUCUGCCCUCUCAGAGGGACAUAAAGGACCAGUGAUGCUCUUCAGCUCAAAAACUAUACCUGGGCUGCCAGCAUCAAUAAAAUAUUAUCUGGCUAUUAUCAUCUUGAUGUUGUACACAAUAAUCUGCCAGAUUUUCACUCUAAAGCACACCAUCCUGAGGCUGUGGAAUACAGUAAAUCUAUGAUUCUUUUUAUCUGGAGAGGAAAGAUUGGUCUGGGUGGCACCUUCUGAUCAUGCUGUGUGUGCACCAAGACCAGGUAACGUUUUUUCCCAAUUAAAUGUUCUAAAGUUCUUUAGAUUCAUGUGUGAAGAACAGGAGAAGCAACAACAGACAGCAUCUCCCAUGGAUCCAUGAUCCCAACAUGAGUUAAUGCUUGCAGUUAUUACUGUAUAAUAACAACAGAUCCCAGCAGUAACAGCUUUGAUGGGAAUCAAUCACUCCAGGGUCAGGAUAUCACAGUGUAUAACAAUUGGAAUUGAUUGUUUUGAAGCUGAUUUUUGUGUUCUUUUGACUAUACCUUUCUAUGUGUUAAAGUUUAGCAAUAGUUGCGCCAGGAAAUGAAUAACUGUUUUAUGAUGAUGUGAUGCAUCUACUAAGUGAUAGGUUGGUUGUGUGUUGAAAGUCUUCUAGGAGCACAGAAUCAGUUCAUAGAUUUAGGUUGAUGUUCCUGAAAACACUAAAUAACUAGUUUUAUUUUUCCUUCAUUUUACAUUAAGGAAUCGGGUUCAUUCUGCAGCACUGAUAGUACAUUAUUUCUGCUCAGAGUUCAAAUCCUUUCAUGGCUGUGGAAAAGUUUUAAAACUGAAUUUGAUAAAUCUGUGGGCUGGCAUCAAAAAGAGUUUGGAGAACUUUAAUAUCCCUCAGUGAGGGAAUUUGGCAUGUAUAUUCCUGUACAAAAUUUUCAGACCUUUGAUUAAAUACACAAGAUAUCAAGCUUCUUAUGCCAAAAAACUAAAGAACCUUGAGAACAUCACUGUCAGGCUUCAAAUGGUGUGUCAAGUCUAAUUCUGACCACCUACAAUGGGAGUGUAUCAAGGCAUUAAAACAGGUUUACUUCUGGUUUGGACUCUAUGAAUCGCAAUUCAAAUGGACACAGGACAGAACCUUCCAAUGUCCCCUGUUUUUCACUGGCACAGUGUUGCCAAUGCGUUACCCCAGAGUAGAUCAAUGGACUUAAUUUUUUUCAUUAAAGUCCUCAUAGCUAUAGGUUCUCGCACGGAAAAAACUGACACUGCCAGCUCUUUAGUCUCAGUGUUCUGCUUUUAAGAACCAAGACUCUUAAACACAUCUAAAAUUAAAGAUUGAAAUUCUUAGAGGAAAGAUUUCUAUGCAUUUGUUUAAAGUAUCAUUUUAAAUCUUGGUAUAUUUCAUAAAAAUUUGGAUUAAGUUAGUGGGAAGGAAUGAAUUAUACUUUACGCUCCUAAGCUAGUGUAAACUUUCCUCAAUGUUAUUCUCAUGAAUAGCACAUUGAUACCAAGAAGAAGGUGUCUGAUUGUGACUUGCUCCUCCCUGGUUAUGAUCCUGCGAUACGCACUGUCUAGGUUCAACAUAGACUUAGAGUUUCUGGGAAUUACAGCCUCCUUAACAGGGGAAACAGGGUUAUUUCAAAUAAUGGUCUAGUUUAACAUUGUCUACCAUGGAAAUAGUAAUUCAAAAGGCAAUCAAAGACUGUUGAGCCCAGUCUGAGAAACUUGAAUGGGUGUGUAACAUUUUAGUACUUGGCAUGGGUGCAGCCACUUAAGCUCUUUCAGUAAAACCCUUUUGUUGUUUCUAGGUGGUGUGCUGGACAGCUGGAAACGCUGAGCUUAUCAGUAAAAUAAGUGGAGAGGUAGCUGUUGCAGGAGCAGGGAGCUGAACUUAGAGGUUGUAUGUGAGUAAGAGCUUGAGACAUGUGGAAUGCUUCCCGCAGCUCAAUUAGUACAACUUUUUCAUUUAUUUUCAUUGAAUAUUAAAGAUUGGCAACAUGUUUGGUUAAUCCUUGUAAGUUUUAGUUAAAUACUGAAAAAGAUGGGGGCUGAAGACCCUCCUACUGAUUCAUUAAUGGAGGGAGAGGAGUGAGAAGGGAGGUCAGUUAAAAUUUGACGUGAGAUAUUCACUGUGGAAGCAUGGAUUGGGGAGGAAAUGUCACAUGAAAUUAAUGCUGUGGAGGUCCACCAUCCUAAAGCACAGAAACAGCAGGUAGCAUUGUAACUAAAUGUUACAACUCUAACUGAUUCGCACUCGCACCUCAUAGCCAAUGCAGUAGGAAUUCAGUGAGAGGAGGCUGAGUGACUGGUUCCUGCCUAAAAAUUGCUUUAAAAAAAUUCAAGUUCUGCUCUAAUCUGUUGCAUCACUUUUUCAGAGGACUUUUAACAGUUCCCACAAGCAAUACCAGCUGGUGCCUUUAAAUAGAUUAAAAAGCGAUAUUAAGCUCUACUUUAAAAUGACUCAGUAGCACUGGCUAUGAUUUUGGUGAAAGGAACUGGGAUAUCAUUUUAGAUUUGAGCCUGCAGUAUAGGUUUGUGCAAAGUUUCAAACUUCAAUUUUUCUGGCAAAACAAAUCCCAAAUGUGAUAAAAUACAGAACUCAAUGUGAUGUUAUUUUGUUUUGUAAACCACUAGAAGUUGACCUUACUAAAGAGAGACGCUUGGCACAUUAUGUCAAUUCAGGGUCAUUGUGUGAACAUUCUGGAUUAGAUCUCACUUUCCUGUUCUGUCUCUUGUGUCCUUAGGCUCACGUGACCCUAAGUUCUGGAAUUCCUGUCUUUAAUUCUUCUUUCCUCAUAAAAGUCUUAUAACCUGGUCUUUAGGUAAAACCUUGUUCCAUGUAUUUUGUGUGUAUUCAUUUUUUUGUUAAUUGUCAUGUGAAACACUCUGGGACAUUUCACUGUAUUAUGAUGUGGUCAUUAAGUUAAAUAUUCCUCCCUCAACUAUUUCCAUGUUCCAAUAGCUGACUGCACAAGGAGAUUUCUCCCAACUCCUUGUCACUCCCUUUCAUAAGUUAAAUUAUUUGAUAAAUGAUAUUUUUAAAUCCCUGCUAUUUAGAUUACCCUUUAGCUGCUUGUGGUAGUGCCAUCAAAUAAAUAACCAGCAUGACAUGAAAAAGCUAGAAUUCAGAAGAGAUUCUUACACAGGUUUCUGUAUCACACUGCUCUGUUACCUUGUCUGGAGCAGCUCUGCAGCUCUACAACUGGUAUUUCUGCAGGGGAAAUUGGUGAGAACUUCUAAUGUGACAGAUCUGCCAUUCUAAUAGAGACUGAGAAAAUAGCAGCUAUGAAGAAUUUUCAGUGCAUCAAGCCUUUGUUAAUGGGUAUGAAUGGGUUUGCUGAAAUGGUUCAUAGUACAGUACUAGGGAUAUGGUGUAUUUAAAUUAUUAAUCAGUAUUUUUUAAGUGGCUUUGCCAAAUAAAGCUGGGGGACUGUAGCAGAAAUAUGGUCUUCGCUUGUGUAGAAACCAUAUAGGAGUGCCUACUGAAACUGAACAUAAGAGUACUGCAGCAAGAUACAUAGCACAGGAGGAACUCAGCGGAUCAGGCUGCAUCCAUGGAGGAAAGUGGACAGUUGGCAUUUCAAGUUAAUGCCCUUCAUGUUGGCCGACUUGCUGAGUUCCUCCAGUUUGUUGUGUGUUGCUCCAGGUUCCAGCUUCGGCAAUUUCUCUAGUGUCUCUCCAAAGUACUGUGGGUCUGGGAAUCUGAACUAUUUUUAAACCAUUGAACAAUUCAACUUGAAACAUAGCAGAACCAUUUUAAAAACAAAAUGCUUUUGAUCACUGAAAAUGAUGAAAAAUCAUUGAGCUACAAAAGCUUAUUGACUUUUUUGAUUGAGUUCAAUCUCACUUAAAGGACUUGCACCACAUAUGAUCUCCAUCCCUUCUGUUUCCCAAGGGGGCAUCCAGUCCCCAAGAGUCCAUUCAUCCUGAUUGUUUUGCCGGUAACAUUCUUUAUGCAAAGUGUUUUGUGUGAUCUCUGUUUUUCUCUCUCUCUGACAUUUCUAUGGCUCUUUUUGAUCUGGUGCUUAAUCCCUGCCCAUCAGAUUGUUGCUGUUUGUUGCUUCAUAGUUGAUCCUGCAAUAGUGAAAGUUAUAAGUAAGUUUCCUUAAGCCGAUUUGAUGCACUCUCCCAGUAAUUAACAGUGAGUUAUUGAGUUGUACUUAUCACGUGAUGUUUGUGCAAGAAUUGCAUUGCUUAAUCAGUUCUUCACUUGCAUAAAUAUCUUUGCACUUUUUGUAUAUUUUCUAAGGAAAAUGUCAGAACAAUAUAUUUGAUAGAUUGACCACUGUGCGUUAUUUAUAUUACUGAAUCGAAAGUUUUCAGCAUGGUUUGGAAACUGGGUGUCAGAACAAGGAACAACAUCACAAAAUGAUAAGCAAUGAAGCUCACUCAGGUGUCAGUAGGCAUUAGGGUUCUGUAGGUUGAAUCUGCAUCUCCUCUUGUGUCUGGACAAAGGUUAUUGGAUAGUGAGCCUCCUCAUGAUGCUUAUACAAGAUAUUAGUGGAAGCUUUUUGGUAAUUGAAAUGCAAUUAUGAAAUUAGCAGACCUUAUCAGAUCAACGGGGAGCAAUAGGAUAGCCCUAUUGUAGAUUAAAUAAUCUUUGUAUUUUGCCCAGCAUUGCUUUCUUGCUAUUUUCAACUUGUAUGCAUUUGUUUUUUAUCUCUCUCUCUAUUGAAAUUCUUAGGUCAUUUUCCAGAUCUUGAACUUUAUUUGUGAGGUGAGGAGUUUAUCAUUCACAUCAGUUUUGUGGAAAUCUUCCCAUGAGACUGACCUAACUGAUAAACUCCACACCUAGCCUGGAUCCCUCAUUUCCCGUGGUAGACUUGGAAAAAGUUAUCCCUCCCUGGGUCAGAUAGGUGGGUUAGAGGACAAGCUCGUUCAAUGGAUUUAUUCUGUUAGUGAUCCCGUAUACUGGCUUGACCUUGUUGGGAAAUCCCUGCCACGUAAAUCUCUUAUUCACAUGCUGAGAUGUUCUGUACAGCAGGAAUGUGUAACCAGGAACCUCAGAAAGUGAUGCACAGUUCUUUAUCAGAGAGUAAAGUGUUUUUUUUAAAGAUUGGUUUAUUUCUUUGUGAUGUUGGGGAAGGGAGAUGGGAAUUGGAAUGCAUGGGAAGGAUUGUAAUACUCAUGGAAUCAUGAUAUCUUAACUUAUUAAAAUAUUUUCCAUUGUGUGUUUUACAAAUGAUUUCAUUAAUAAAGCUUGAGAAAUGCAACAAAAUCA
Hypanus sabinus (Atlantic stingray) is the source of this 10750-nucleotide messenger RNA. It is a transcript of the gene ppip5k1a, whose product is annotated as diphosphoinositol pentakisphosphate kinase 1a. The coding region runs from base 399 to 4259 and encodes 1286 amino acids. Gene Ontology annotation, cellular component: cytosol. The record is from RefSeq and is a predicted model, not a curated record. Gene Ontology annotation, molecular function: diphosphoinositol pentakisphosphate kinase activity; 5-diphosphoinositol pentakisphosphate 1-kinase activity; inositol hexakisphosphate kinase activity. Lineage: Eukaryota; Metazoa; Chordata; Chondrichthyes; Myliobatiformes; Dasyatidae. The transcript is spliced from 31 exons. Gene Ontology annotation, biological process: inositol phosphate biosynthetic process; inositol metabolic process.